Drosophila kikkawai is the source of this 2547-nucleotide messenger RNA. It is a transcript of the gene spartin, whose product is annotated as spartin. The record is from RefSeq and is a predicted model, not a curated record. Gene Ontology annotation, cellular component: plasma membrane. Lineage: Eukaryota; Metazoa; Arthropoda; Insecta; Diptera; Drosophilidae. Gene Ontology annotation, biological process: negative regulation of BMP signaling pathway; cell division.
UUUCAUAAAAUUUAAAUCGAAAUUCUAGCCUAAGAAAUUUAAAAUUUGUCUGAUUGUUCCUAUGACAACUAAAAGAUAUAGUCGUCUGAUCCGGAAAUAUACAGUAAUGAAAACAAUCAAAAGACUAUAUGCGAAAUUUCAUAUUUACAGCAUUGCAAACUUCUAGUAAAAUUAUAAUUGCAAAGGUAUAAAAAUGGGCACAUCUUCAAAAUAAAAAUAUGCUGAAAAACAAAGUUUAUAUUUUUUAUGAUUUUUCUGACCAUCUAUGUAUAUACUUGAUAUUUAUAUAAUAAAAUAACCGCUAUUAAAUUUGUAUUUAUUGAAACUUAAAAGAAUGAUGAUUUUCUGUCAGCCCAGUCUGCACGUGCGCAGACCCCCUGAACAUCUGAUGCGAGUCGCAAGGAAAAAUAAAAGCAAAACAAAAGUGAAAAAGACGCAGAAAUUCCACAACUUGAAUAAAUAAUGCUAAUUUGUUUAUACUAUUUACGAAUUUAAGCUACUUUUUUUAGUAAGAAUGACAAAAUCAUAAGCGAGAAACGGAAAAAUCAGGCUUAUAAGCAAUGUAAUGUAAUCUCGGUGACUUGGUGGGCAAAGUGCACGGAUCUGUAUCUGUUCCAAUCGCAGCACAGCGACUAGAAGAAAUCUCAGUUGAAAACAAAUCCCAAAGAUACUCAACGCCAUAAUGUCGGAGGAAACUGAAUUCCUGGAGGCCUAUGCUCGCAUCCAAGUAGCAUACAAGGCAGCUAUGACCCAGGUGGAGCUGGCCAUUAACCACGAGGAGCAGGGGUCACAAGUACAAGCCAUCGAUGCCUAUGCACUAGCCUUACAAAUGAUAGAGGAUACUUUCGGAAUCCCUGUUGGCCUGCCUGAUGAGAUAGACGCAGUGCAGACGGAAUGGAACGACGCCUGUGCCCUUAUCCAAAAACUAAAAAGCGCCAAGACAGAGGUCAGCUAUCGAAUGAAGGUGCUCCGAUCCCAGAACCAACCCGUUGACGAUACUGCCGUGGAGGCCAAGGAGGACAAUCGCUCGGUAGUGGAUGCUGGCAGGCCAUGGCUGGCAGAGAAUCCCUCCACCCAUUACGAUAUAACCAAUGCCAGUGGCACACCGAAAACCUACAGGGAGCUGGCUGCCGGAUUGCGGGAACUAUUGGCUGUUCGGGACUCCCAUGCCCAGCUGGAUGAGCUCUUCCGUGCCCAGGUGAAGAUCUACAGGAUUGAAGCUAGUGGAGCUGUGACCACUAUUAGUGGAUCCUCCACCAUGUCGCUGGUCAUGUGCACGGUGGGCGGAAAAUGGAAGUACCUCAGUGGAAUUUAUUUCAUCCAAUGCUCCAUGCCGAACGAGGACCCGGGAAUGAUCUGGCUGUACCCACUGGUACCCUCGAUCACCAACUGCUAUCGCACCGAGUAUGGAGCGUUCAUUUUCCCGGAUAUGGAGUGCCAACAGCCGGGAAAUGCCUUUGGCUUAAUGCUGACCAAGGAAGGCCAACGUCCACUGAGCACUACAGCCGGGGAAUCGGAGGAGGAGCAGCUGCAGGAUCUGCAGCAGUUCUUCCUUGAUCUCCUGGAGGCUGUGCUCGCUGGCACGGUGGAGCAGUUGAAAUCUCCGACCUCCCAACGUGCAGGCCUCGGUUCCGAUACCACUACGGGUUCGGAGCAGGUGUCUAGACACAUUGUAAGUGCGGCUGAUUUCAUUGCCCGGAAUUUGGUGAAAGGCGCCGAGAAAACGGGUGGGCUCAUGAUGCGGAGCACUCCCUAUCUCAUCUCCAAGAUGACCCCCGCCUCGGCCGAUGCUCCUACCCAGGUGCCCAGCUCAGUGCAGACUUCAGUGGAAGUCGCCCAGAAAGUGACCCACGCAGCGGCUGGGAUGACAGGCUGGAUAGCUGGGAAGGUGGGCACCGCCUCAAUGGCCGUGGGUCGUUACUUAGCUCCACACAUCCAGGAGCAGGGAUCAAAGCUGUUGCAAAAAGGCUUCGGCUACGAAAGCAGCGAGGCAAACAGCACAAUGGAAGGCGCAUUGACCAUUGCAGCGGGAGCAGUCGAAGGAGUCAGUACCGUAUUUGAUGGCCUGGAGACUUCAGCAAAGAUUCUGGGAUGCAGUCUCAGCGAGAACUCCGUCAAGAUCAUUGAGCACAAAUACGGACAGCGGGCCGGAAAUCUGGCCAGUGGAACCUUUGAUGCAGUGGGCAAUGCCUUUGUAGUCAGCCAGAACGUAAACUACAUUACCCCUAAAGGUAUUGCCAAGAAGAUGGUCAAACGGACGGGAGAGGCUGUGGUUAGCGACUACAAACGCGACUUACGCAAAUCGGAAUCUCAUUAUAUUAAUGCCGGAGCUUUGUAUCCGGAUCUGCGGGCUUUGAAGGAGUAGCCCCUUACCAAAGAUAUUCUCCAAAUACAUAAUCGUUGAUAUUGAUAUUCAUUGAUAAACAUUUAUAAAUAAUUUAUAUAAUAGCCUGAUUUUAGCUUUUCUCGAACACUAGUUCAUUAUGCAAAAUAAAACUACCAUUUAUUGUUAUACAGCUUAAUUCUAUUAAAUUUCUAGUCUAUCGA